This is a messenger RNA of Ictalurus punctatus (channel catfish), 1368 nucleotides long. It is a transcript of the gene metrnla, whose product is annotated as meteorin like, glial cell differentiation regulator a. NCBI's taxonomy places the organism in Eukaryota, Metazoa, Chordata, Actinopteri, Siluriformes, Ictaluridae. The record is from RefSeq and is a predicted model, not a curated record. The transcript has 4 exons. Gene Ontology annotation, molecular function: hormone activity. Gene Ontology annotation, biological process: positive regulation of brown fat cell differentiation; energy homeostasis. Bases 297 to 1157 code for a protein of 286 amino acids.
GUGGAAUGCGAGCUGAAGUAAUCGAGCUCGGCGCGAGGACAGGCAGUAGGACAGUGUACCCGCUCACACCGACAUGGAGUAAAGGAGAGCCGGGGAGAGAGAGGGAUACUCACCGGAUCCAGGAGUCGGGAGACACCGCCGCGUCACGGCUGUCUCGGUGCAUCCGAAAGCGACUCGUUGACGGAUACUGAGCGCGAUGUAGCGGGAUUCAUGGCGCACGGAUUCCUUCACUGUGUGUGAGAAAGCAGCAGAAGGCGAGUCGGCCAGUCGGCGCAGGGAUCGGCGGUGCGUCCAUAAUGCUGUGGCCGCUGGUGGCGCACUUCCUGUCGGCUGUCGCGCUGUGGCGCCCCGCUGUAGGACAGUACUCCAGCGACGAGUGCAGCUGGAGGGGAAGUGGUUUGACACAUGAAGGACACGCACGCGAUGUGGAGCAGGUGUACCUCCGCUGCUCUCAGGGCUCUCUCGAGUGGCUGUACCCGACGGGCGCCAUCAUCGUCAACCUGCGGCCCAAUGUGGCGUCUCCGGCCGCCGCCCACCUCUCCGUGUGCAUCAAACCGUCCCGGGAAUCGAGCGGCACGCACGUCUACCUGGAGCGGAUGGGUAAACUGCGCCUGCUGCUCCGCGAGGCCCAGCAAGCCGAAGGCAAAGUGCACUGCUUCGGCAUCCACGAGGGGGCGCUGUUCAUCGAGGCCGUGCCUCAGAGAGACAUCAGCCGGAGGAUCACGGCCUUCCAGUACGAGCUGGUCAACCACAGGCCCGGCGCCGAUUCUCAAUCGCUGAUAGCCCCGUGUCAGCCCUGCACUGAUGCCGAGCUGCUCCUGUCCGUCUGCACGAGUGAUUUCGUGGGGCGUGGCAGCAUCCUGGGCGUGGAGGAGGAGGAGGACGAGACGUCGGUGGGCGUCGGUCUGUCCCGCGUGUACAGGCAGAAGAGCGAGGUGUUCGUGAAGACCGGCGGACGGGUGAAGAUCUGGACCGGGAAACUCCUGAUGCCUCACGAGUGCGGCGUGAAACCCGGCGAGGGCGAGUUCCUGUUCACCGGCACGGUGCGGUUCGGACAGGCCUGGCUCGGCUGCGCGCCGAGAUACGCCGACUUCCUCAGGACGUACCAGGAAGCGGAGACGCAGGGGACCAACCCCUGUCACGUAGACACGAACUGAGCCUCACGUCACGUCACGUCACGUCACUUCUCCCUGCUUCGUACCGGACGCAUCCGGCUAAACCUUCAAAGACUAAAUCGGACUCUUUCCCGAGAGCGACUUCACACGUAAACCCGACGUUCUGAUGAGAAAUAUUCGGCAGUGAAAGAUGUAGCACACGUCCGUGUUUAAACUUUAAAAAAAAAUAAAUAAAUAAAAUGUGAAAACGUUA